AUGUUAAGAAAGUGUCCACACCAUGGAAUAGAAAAGUGGAUGCUGGUGCAUAAUUUUUUUAAUGGGUUGAAUGGAACGACUAGAACAAUUAUAAAUGCUGCAGCGGGAGGUUCCUUUAUGAGUAAAAGUGCUAAUGAGGCAUAUGAGUUAUUAGAGGAGAUUGCGAUGAAUAAUUACCAAUGGCCAACUGAACGGGGACAACCAAAGAAGGUGGCUGGAAUGAUGGAAUUGGAUGCUAUAUCCAUGCUUGCAGCUCAAGUAGCGGCCUUGACAAAGCAACUACAAAAGACUACACUCCCAUCUCAAGCUAUGCAAAUUCAAAACCUUUGUGAAGUGUGUGGUACAACCCAUCAACCCAACCAAUGUCCUGCUAUAGAUAUGAAUAACAUGCCCAUGGAAGAAGUUCAAGCUAUAGGCAAUUACCAAAGACAACCUAAUAACCCCAAUUCCAGGUCUUAUACCCCAGCUUGGAAGAAUCAUCCUAAUUUUUCCUGGUCUAAUAAUCAAAAUACUCUACAACCUUAUCCUCCACCUCAGCCACAAUAUCAACCUGCCCAAAAUAGGCCACCAUAUUCACAGCAAUAUGCACACCAAAAUCCUCCACCUGGCUAUUAUCAACCACAAAAUAGACCACCAAACCAAAUGCCAAUUAUACCAGCUGAAACCCAACCUGAUUUCCAAGCUAUUUCUUUGAGGAGUGGAACGAGGUAUGACGGGCCAAAGAAGAAUCAGUCAGAAGAAGAAAAAGGUCAGAAGGGAAAUACUCAAGGUAAAGAAGAAAAGAAGUUUAAUGAUGAAAAGGUUACUGAAGACCUUAAGAAAGAAGAGGAGACUCCACUUGUGAGUAUUGAGCACCAUGUUAGAAUUCCAUAUCCACAAAGACUUCGUAAGCAUAAUUUAGAUAAAUAG
This is a messenger RNA of Humulus lupulus (European hop), 909 nucleotides long. RefSeq lists its product as uncharacterized. NCBI's taxonomy places the organism in Eukaryota, Viridiplantae, Streptophyta, Magnoliopsida, Rosales, Cannabaceae. The record is from RefSeq and is a predicted model, not a curated record. The transcript is spliced from 2 exons. Bases 1 to 909 code for a protein of 302 amino acids.